This is a messenger RNA of Zea mays, 3654 nucleotides long. Its product is annotated as chaperone protein ClpC1, chloroplastic. The record is from RefSeq and is a predicted model, not a curated record. Gene Ontology annotation, molecular function: protein binding; ATP binding; ATP hydrolysis activity. Lineage: Eukaryota; Viridiplantae; Streptophyta; Magnoliopsida; Poales; Poaceae. Bases 472 to 3237 code for a protein of 921 amino acids. The transcript is spliced from 10 exons. Gene Ontology annotation, cellular component: cytoplasm. Gene Ontology annotation, biological process: cellular response to heat.
ACCAAAGAGUAAUUCGGACUUCGUGAAUAGCUGCGGGGGUUAAAAUGACUUUCGCAAAAUUUCGCUUAGCCAGCCAGCAAACCAGGCCGCUGAAAUAUAAAGGUGUUCCGCUGCACAAACUAGGGACGUAUAUGGGCUAAGUGGGCUGUACACGCGGGCAAACGAGAUAGAGAAAAAGCCCGUGUUGGGAUGGGGUGACGUACGACCCACUCCACCAAAGCACAAGCUCUCGUCGCUUCCUUUCCUUAUCUUCUGACUUCUCCAUUCCCAAUUCCCACUACCGCGGCAGGCAGCUACCCCCUCCCUCUCGUCUCCUCCGCCACCUCUUCUCGCGUCUAGGGUGCGCCCGCCUCGCUGGCGUAGGGUCGGGACGGUUCUGCCGGUGCGAGCUCCACGACCCCUCUGCGGGAGACGAAACAAAGGCGUGGGCUUGGUAGAUACAGGUCUGGGAUUGCCUUUUCCUAGUUCAACAUGGAGGGCGCUCUUGUUCAGUCUGCUAUUGUUCCAGCCGUUUACAGAAGCAGCUCAGGUCGGUUCCGUGUGCGUGCAAGGGCCAGAACAAAUGCUACAAUGGUGCGGAAUACGCCAACAAGGACUCUUACUCUUGGUGGCUUCCAAGGGCUGCGUCAGACAAACUUUUUGGAUACGAGGUCUGUAAUUAAGCGUGACUUUGGAUCAAUCGUGGCAAGCCAGAUUGCAAGGCCACGCGGGUCAGCCUCAAGAGGGGUGGUCCGUGCCAUGUUUGAGCGCUUCACUGAGAAAGCAAUCAAGGUGAUUAUGCUUGCACAGGAAGAGGCAAGGCGCCUGGGACACAACUUCGUUGGGACAGAACAGAUUUUGCUGGGGCUUAUUGGUGAGGGCACAGGAAUUGCAGCGAAGGUUAUGAAGUCUAUGGGAAUCAAUCUUAAGGAUGCCCGAGUGGAAGUCGAAAAGAUAAUUGGACGUGGCAGUGGGUUUGUGGCUGUUGAAAUCCCAUUCACACCUCGAGCAAAACGUGUAUUGGAAUUGUCCCUUGAAGAAGCUCGUCAGCUUGGGCAUAAUUAUAUAGGAUCUGAACACUUACUCCUUGGGCUACUUCGUGAGGGUGAAGGUGUUGCUGCUCGUGUGCUUGAAAGCCUUGGUGCUGAUCCAAACAACAUCCGUACCCAGGUCAUAAGAAUGGUUGGGGAAAGCACAGAAGCUGUUGGGGCUGGAGUUGGUGGAGGAAGCAGUGGCCAGAAGAUGCCCACACUUGAAGAAUACGGUACUAAUUUGACGAAAUUAGCGGAAGAGGGCAAAUUGGACCCAGUUGUUGGUAGACAGGAUCAGAUUGAGCGCGUUACCCAGAUUUUAGGCAGGAGGACAAAGAACAACCCCUGCUUAAUUGGAGAGCCUGGUGUUGGAAAGACUGCUAUUGCUGAGGGGCUUGCUCAACGUAUUUCCAAUGGUGAUGUUCCCGAAACAAUUGAAGGAAAGAAGGUUAUUACUCUUGACAUGGGCCUCCUUGUUGCUGGAACCAAAUACCGUGGAGAGUUUGAAGAGAGAUUAAAGAAACUUAUGGAGGAAAUUAAGCAAAAUGAAGAUAUUAUUCUCUUUAUUGAUGAAGUGCACACACUGAUUGGAGCAGGUGCAGCAGAAGGUGCGAUUGAUGCUGCUAAUAUUUUGAAGCCAGCUCUUGCAAGAGGUGAACUGCAGUGCAUUGGUGCCACAACACUGGAUGAGUAUAGGAAGCAUAUAGAGAAAGAUCCUGCCUUGGAAAGAAGGUUUCAACCAGUUAAGGUUCCUGAGCCUACUGUUGAUGAAACAAUACAGAUCUUAAGAGGGCUCCGUGAGAGAUAUGAACUCCAUCACAAACUGCGAUACACAGAUGAUGCUUUAAUUGCUGCUGCACAGCUGUCUUAUCAGUAUAUCAGUGAUCGUUUCCUGCCUGACAAGGCCAUUGACUUGAUUGAUGAAGCUGGAUCCCGUGUUAGGCUGAGGCAUGCCCAGCUCCCUGAUGAAGCCAAAGAGCUGGACAAAGAGCUGCGACAGAUAACCAAGCAGAAAAACGAGGCUGUACGCGGCCAGGAUUUUGAGAAGGCUGGUGAAUUAAGGGACCGAGAAAUGGAACUGAAGGCUCAAAUUACGGCCAUUAUUGACAAGAGCAAGGAAAUGAUUAAAGCAGAGACUGAAUCUGGUGAUGUCGGUCCUCUUGUUACUGAGGCAGAUAUUCAACAUAUUGUCUCCUCUUGGACUGGAAUUCCUGUGGAGAAAGUGUCGUCUGAUGAGUCUGACCGUCUCCUAAAGAUGGAAGAGACACUGCAUACACGUAUCAUUGGCCAGGACGAGGCUGUCAAAGCUAUUAGCCGUGCUAUCCGCCGUGCUCGUGUUGGCCUGAAGAAUCCAAAUAGGCCAAUUGCCAGCUUCAUAUUCUCUGGACCAACUGGAGUUGGCAAAUCAGAGCUAGCAAAGGCUCUGGCAGCCUACUACUUUGGCUCAGAGGAGGCUAUGAUUAGGCUUGACAUGAGUGAGUUCAUGGAGAGACAUACUGUCUCCAAGCUUAUUGGAUCACCUCCAGGUUAUGUUGGGUACACUGAGGGAGGCCAACUAACUGAAGCAGUCCGUCGCCGCCCAUACACAGUUGUUCUCUUUGAUGAGAUUGAGAAGGCACAUCCUGAUGUUUUCAACAUGAUGCUUCAGAUAUUAGAAGAUGGGCGAUUAACUGAUAGCAAGGGGCGCACAGUUGACUUCAAAAACACACUAUUGAUCAUGACAUCUAAUGUGGGAAGCAGUGUCAUUGAGAAAGGAGGCCGCAAGAUCGGGUUUGACCUUGACUAUGAUGAGAAAGACACCAGCUAUAACAGGAUCAAGAGCCUGGUGACCGAGGAGUUGAAGCAGUAUUUCCGGCCAGAGUUCUUGAACAGAUUGGAUGAGAUGAUUGUAUUCCGGCAGCUGACUAAAUUGGAGGUGAAGGAGAUUGCUGACAUUAUGCUGAAAGAAGUGUUUGACAGGCUGAAGGCCAAGGAGAUUAAUCUCCAGGUCACGGAGAAGUUCCGAGAUAGAGUUGUUGACGAAGGUUAUAACCCGAGCUAUGGUGCCAGACCUUUGCGGCGUGCUAUCAUGAGGCUUCUGGAGGAUAGUCUGGCAGAGAAGAUGCUGGCUGGUGAGGUGAAAGAAGGUGACUCUGCCAUCGUUGAUGUGGAUUCAGAUGGCAAGGUGAUAGUCCUGAAUGGUGGUAGCGGUGUUGCUGAGCCACUGGAACCUGCUCUCAGUACCUAACCGAGGUCAAAAUCAUCAUUGGUCCGAAAUAUGGCCUUCUUUACAAGUCAGCUGGGUUUCUCGUGAUGGUAAAAACUAGACUGACAUUACUUGGCCGCCCAUUAGUUGCUUUAUCUUUCGUUUAUUUUCUUUUUUGUUGGAAGUGAGGCAGUAGGGUUGCUAUGGAAAUGAAUAGAUGGAGAAGCAUUUAGCAGACAUAUAAUAUAUGCUAGACUUUUGAGUUGCCUUGUUUUGGGAAGAAACUUGGAAUUUUCAGUUUGAUGCACUUGUAUUAUUAUUAGGCCUUGGUAGCAACAAGAUACGGAUGUCGUCUCUACGUUUGCUGUUGUACUUCAGUGUAACUUGCCUCCCGAAUGUAUGAGUAUUAUUUAUCAAGUCCCAAAUAACAGUGACGGAUUGCUACAUUCUGUUUUUUUU